AUGUUGGUCUACAACGAGUACAAGCCGAGAGGCGCCAAACCGCGUGACGCGGAACAGAUCCGCAAAAAGUGGUCUAGGAUUCUGAGAGCCACCAAGAGGUUCGUGGGCAUAUACCAGAACAACCUGCUCACUGCUGAGAGUGGCCGCAGCGAAGCCGACGUGAAGGAUAUGUCUAUGUCCCAAUUCAACACUGAAGGCUUUCCUAAGUUCACCUCCUGGGAGGAGUAUCUCGUUCUCGAGAACUACCCGAAAUUCAAGGCCAUCUUUGCGGAUGAGCGGGAUGAUCUUGGGGCGAAGCGAACUAGACACAACAGAGCCGGGGACUACAGCAGCGGCAGUGGCUCACAAUCAAUCGACCUCAACGACGGCCAAACGGAGGAGCCCUCCGCUACACACACUAGGCGCCCACGCCCUCCGGGGCAACAUGCCACUAUCCGAAACGCUAGAGGAUCUGCACGUUCCUCCCGCCUCUGGUCGGUCGCAUCUGGAUCCCGCAUCUCGCAGCCCGCUUCUAGAUCGUACUCUGUGGGCACUGGUCCUCACGAGGUCUUGAACAGGAACCUGGAUGUGCAGUUGAUGAAACAACUGCAAGAUAACUGCUGUUUCUACGAGGCCGCAACCGACCCGAUCACCAAGGAGUUAUACUACGCGCUCAUGUGUAGGAUCAAGGAGCAGCUGGGGUUGUAUGGUGCAGCGGCGGCAGAGGCAGCGGGCGACGGAGGCAGAAGUGGUUGA
Salvia splendens (bonfire salvia) is the source of this 735-nucleotide messenger RNA. RefSeq lists its product as uncharacterized. NCBI's taxonomy places the organism in Eukaryota, Viridiplantae, Streptophyta, Magnoliopsida, Lamiales, Lamiaceae. Bases 1 to 735 code for a protein of 244 amino acids. The record is from RefSeq and is a predicted model, not a curated record. The transcript has a single exon.